UUCCUGUACCGUCUCGCUCAAAACCCAUUUCUGCUUUUAUCGGUUCAUUGUUACUUCUCAUUACAGAUACAGAAUGGCAUCCCGUGGCUGUAUUGAUCUCAUCAAAUAUUUCCUAUUCCUUUUCAAUCUCCUUUUUGCUUGUGUGGGCGCCCUCCUUCUGUCACUUGGGAUAUGGAUAGUCCUUGCUGAGACAAGCUUCUUCAUGCCUGCCCCUCCCUAUAUGUCUUUUCCUGUCUUCUCCUAUUUUCUGAUCAUUGGUGGAAGUGCUACGAUGUCGUUGGGCUUCAUUGGGUGUCUGGGUGCAUUGAAGGAGGUGAAAUGCAUGUUAGGAAUGUAUUUCUUCCUGCUCUCCAUCCUUCUUGCUGCUCAGAUUGUGGGAGCGGUUCUGCUCUUCACUCAGAGGACUUCAUUUGAAAGCAAAGUCGAACAGCAUGUCCUUCAUCUCAUUGCAUCAUUUGGCAAGAAUGAGUCCAACUAUCUGAACUUGGAGAAGACUCUGGACUACGUUCAGCGGGAGAUUCAUUGUUGUGGAUGGACAGGACCAAAGAUCUGGGUGGAGGCACCCUGCUCCUGUUACCACCCCAUCAAUAACACCCAGAAUGCCUCCAAUUCUUAUGAAAUGUGUGACUGCAAUGACAUCCGGCCUUUUUCAAAUUACACAGCGUGUGACAUCUAUCAAAAUGGGUGCAGAGAGAGUAUUAGAGAGUGGUUGGACGAGAAUAUGCUCAUUAUUUUUGCCGUGCUACUUGCUGUGAUGGCGGUGGAGCUAUGUGGUAUGACCCUUUCGAUGUGUCUGUAUAGAUGGACCAGCCUGGAUUACAGCAUGCUGAUGCAAUACUCAAAGUAGGACAGAGUGCUGCAUAAACAUCUAUGAAUGAUAUAAUUUGUGUUUCUAUGUUUAUAAAGCGAAAUAAAAAAUAGUUGCAUUAUU
Molecule: messenger RNA, 931 nt
Organism: Oncorhynchus gorbuscha (pink salmon)
Lineage: Eukaryota; Metazoa; Chordata; Actinopteri; Salmoniformes; Salmonidae
Gene: cd37
Product: CD37 molecule
Exons: 9
Coding region: 74-847 (257 amino acids)
Cellular component (GO): membrane
Source: RefSeq, a predicted model, not a curated record